AGACAUGACUUGACGCUUAUCUGUGGAAUAUAAAAGAGAUAGCACCAACAAUCGAGUCGACAACAACAUCCUUUACAAGUGAAAUCAACUCAUCAUGUUUAUCCGCCUCUCUACCACUUUCCUUAUGCUCCUCGGCCUGACGGCCAUUGUCAGCGCUGGAGUGCCCCUUCCUCGUUCACCUUACGAGCCCGAUAGCGGCAAGCGUGACGAUGUCGCGAGGGUGGCCCGAUCUGAAACUUUCACAAAGCAACCAGAUGCUCGCGCCGAAGCUACCGUAGUAAUCGGUCGUUCCGAGACUGGCAGCAAGCAACCCGAUGCCCGCGCCGAACCUACUGCAGUAAUCGGUCGUUCCGAGACUGGCAGCAAGCAACCCGAUGCCCGCGCCGAACCUACUGCAGUAAUCGGUCGUUCCGAGACUGGCAGCAAGCAACCCGAUGCCCGCGCCGAACCUACCGCAAUAAUCGGUCGUUCCGAGACUGGCAGCAAGCAACCUGAUGCCCGCGCCGAACCUACCGCAAAGUAAGCAGGGCGCGCGUGAGCCUUGUUGUACGCAGGGACUCUCUGGAACCAAGCCUCGAUGGGCAACUGCUAUGUAAAAUCAGACCUAUAUGCAAAACCAGUUUACAAUACAUGUCAAAUAUGAUAGAAGUAGUACUCACGAGGAUACAAGGAAAUUUUAAAUGUCAGACGUA
This is a messenger RNA of Suillus discolor, 692 nucleotides long. RefSeq lists its product as uncharacterized. The record is from RefSeq and is a predicted model, not a curated record. The transcript has 13 exons. Bases 95 to 523 code for a protein of 142 amino acids. Lineage: Eukaryota; Fungi; Basidiomycota; Agaricomycetes; Boletales; Suillaceae.